Sceloporus undulatus (fence lizard) is the source of this 2926-nucleotide messenger RNA. It is a transcript of the gene LRGUK, whose product is annotated as leucine rich repeats and guanylate kinase domain containing. The record is from RefSeq and is a predicted model, not a curated record. NCBI's taxonomy places the organism in Eukaryota, Metazoa, Chordata, Lepidosauria, Squamata, Phrynosomatidae. Bases 1 to 2406 code for a protein of 801 amino acids. Gene Ontology annotation, molecular function: protein binding; GMP kinase activity. Gene Ontology annotation, cellular component: cytosol. The transcript is spliced from 19 exons.
AUGCUGCCCGCGAGGGCUCCCGCUUCUCCCCGAGGGGCCCGGCAAGGGAGGCCGGAGCGGCGAGGAGAUGCUGGGCCUGAUGCGCUCUGGCGGCCUCCUCGGCCUCCGUCACCUUCUCCCUCCUCCUCAACCGCUUGGAGAAGGAGGGCCUGGAGGAGCAGCGCCCAGCUCCAGCCAAGAAGGCGAGGAGUUCGAGGAAGAAGAGGAGGCCGCCGAGGAGGAGUCCACCGAGUCCGAGCCGGAGCCGGAGCCGGAGCCCAUGAUGGAGGAGGAAUUUGUGGUGUGCUUCUUGAAGAGAUGGUCGCUGAAGCUUUGCACAAACUGGGGCGUUCAGCCCCUGGCACAGAAAAUGUCUACCUUGAUCUUUCCCUUUCAAUCUUUCAUGUGUCAGUGAGUGCCUUAUUUGCUGAACUGGAUGCUUCUCAUAACUGUCUAACCACGUACUUUGACUUUAAACCACCUAAGAAUUUACAGGUAGUGAAUUUUGCACACAAUGAGAUCCCAGAAAUGCGAGAUCUUUCCGCCUAUACGUCUCUCACAAAGCUCAUACUGGAUAAUAACAAUAUCACAGAGAUCCGGGGGCUAGAGAACUGCCACAAUCUGACCUACCUGAGCCUGGCAAACAACAAGAUCACUGAAAUCAGUGGCUUGAAAAACCUACCUAUCAAGACACUGUGCCUGAAAUCAAACCAGAUAGAAAAAGCUGUUGGCUUGGAAGAGCUGAAGGUGCUGCAGGUCUUGGACUUGUCAGGCAACCAGAUCAGCAGUUUGGAAGGGCUGGAGGAGCACUCUCUGCUGGAGGAGAUCAACUUAGAAGAUAACCAGGUGUCUGAGCUGAAUGAGCUGGAAUAUAUUGAAUCCCUACCUCUCCUGAGAGUGCUUAAUCUGUUAAACAAUCCUGUGCAGGAACACCCGGAUUAUUGGCUCCUGGUGAUUUUCAUGCUGCUUCGACUUACAGAGCUGGAUCAUAAGAAAAUCACGGUGCAAGAAAAGGUUGCAGCUGUGAACAAGUAUGACCCUCCUCCCGAAGUGGUGGCUGCCCAGGACCACAUGACCCAUAUCAUGUACAGCAUGAUGCAGCCCCAGCGCAUCUUCAAUAGCACCCUGCCUAGUCUUGAUGCUCCCUACCCCAUGCUGGUGUUGACUGGACCUCUGGAGUGCUGGAAGAGAGAACUUUGCCACAGGCUCUGCCGGAAGUUCAACAACUACUUCAGAUACAGUCCCUGCCAUACUACUAGGUCUGCCUAUUUUGGAGAAGAAAACAGAUUGGAUUAUUAUUUUAUACCUCAAGAGGAGUUUGACAAAAUGGUGACUACGGGACAAUUUAUUGCUACCUUUAAAUAUAGUGGCUUCUCCUAUGGACUGGGCCGAGACACCAUUGAAUCCAUUGCUCGGGAGGGACUCGCAACUUGUGUUCAUAUGGAAAUAGAGGGUGUGAGAAGUUUGAAGAAUUCCUACUUUGAGCCACGCUACAUCCUACUCAUCCCAAUGAACAAAGAAAAAUAUACCAGCCACCUGCGAAGGAAGGGGCUGUUCAGCAGGCCAGAGAUUGAUGAAGCAGUCAAUAGGGUGGACAUGUACAUCAAACUGAACCAGGAUUGCCCAGGCUUCUUUGAUGCGGUCUUCAGCAUAGAUGAUUAUGAUGAAGCCUUUGCCAAGCUGAGUAGCCUCAUCGAGGAGUUCCUGGGACUAACACAACUUUCUGAAUCACAGCUUACGUUUCCUUCAUCAGACAGCUAUUUCUUUGCAGGUCCGAGCAAGGCACGCAAUACAAUUGACAUCAGAGGAACUGAUGGAGUAGUGCCAUUGUCCAUUUCUCAUGAAUUUUUGGACUCCUCUGCCAAAAAUUACUCAGCUGUCAUAGCAGCAAAGCUUUCAGCACAAAAGACACCAGUGGAAGAGGCUUCCCUGCUGAGGCGGCAACUGGCAGCCAAACAGGGCCUGAUGGGAAAAGCUGUUAGCUCAUACUACCAGCUGUUUCAAAGAGACUCCGCCAGCACCUUUGCACCAAUGGCCACACAUGCUCAGUUUCUGGAGCCACCUGAAUCUCUCAUGUCUGUGCUGUCAACUGAAAGCUCCCUCGGUCCAUACCAAGGCAUCCCACCCACUAGCCCAGGCCUAGGUUCCGGAACCACAUACUCGACAAUUCAUCAUUCCCAUGCCUCCUCAGCUGGAAUGUUUUCAAGCAGUAGAUCAUCUUCCUGGACACCUCUCCUGUCUACCAAUGAGAUUAAGGAUGGAAAAGAGCUGGAGCAUCAUCCUGAAACCAGAGAGAAGAAAACUCACAAAGCCAAAGCUGUUCCCCAGCACAAACCACAAGUCUUUGUCCAUCCAGGAUUGAACAGGAAACCUGUGCUUCCUCCAAUCCCAUCAGGGAGGAAGAAACCCAUGGGACCUGAGAUGUAAAUCUCUCCUACACUGUGCCCCCCAAAGCCUUAGCCUUCCUCCUCCUGUCUCUUUCUUACCCUUCAAGGAAGAAUCUGCAAAGGCCUCCUCUCUUUGAGCAACUUGUCUUUGGCAAAAAACCUGGAUGUGGUUUUGUGGCCAACAAGAGGUCUGAAAAAGGUCACCUGUAGGUUUUGCAUAUCUUUGAUGAAAGCCAUUCAGCCAUUUGGGGGUAGUAGGUGGUAACUCUAAAUUCAUAUGCAAUAUAAAUAGAGGUAACUCUUCUGUUUCCCUAUAUCUUAGAAUAUAUGAAUCUUCAAGUAGAGCUGCGGUUUCCCUUCAGCCUUAGCCCUCUGACAGGCUUUCUGUAAUCCGAGUACAAUGUUAUUCAUAUAUACUGAGUACAUAUAUUUUCAGUAAUAUUAUUGAGUACAAUGUUAUUCAUAUAGAUAUUUCCUCCCCCCAGGACAAAGUUGCCUAUAGUUUCAAUAUAAAGUAAUCGAAUGCAACCUUAAGUACUGUAUUCUUUCAGUCUGGUGUU